Messenger RNA from Colletotrichum siamense, 486 nucleotides. RefSeq lists its product as uncharacterized. Bases 1 to 486 code for a protein of 161 amino acids. The record is from RefSeq and is a predicted model, not a curated record. The transcript has 2 exons. NCBI's taxonomy places the organism in Eukaryota, Fungi, Ascomycota, Sordariomycetes, Glomerellales, Glomerellaceae.
AUGGAUUGGGCGCUACGGCCAAACGAUUAUUAUGGUCUUGUCGACAACACAUAUUGCAUCGGCGCCCAGGAGGCCAAGGCAUACAAUGCCAAGGAAUCACCAUCGAAUAUGGUCGACUUUUGCAUGAUUAUCCGCCCUCCUCUUAGGAGUCCUGAGGCCGACUGCAUUGAUGAGGUUUGCAAGAUGCGGCCUGAAGUCACCAUCAACCACACGGAUCAUGAUGUCCUGUGCAAGAGCCCCAUCGUCGUGUCGUUCGAGACUAAGGGUUCCGGGGCCGACCACGAGAAGGCGACGUGGCGGGGUCUGGCAAAAUGCCCAAACGACUUGCCGGCCAUACCGUUUCUGCCUGGUGUCCUCAUCAAUGGCCACGGUUGGUCUUUUGUUGCGAGCGCCAUCAAAGAUGGAAGAUCCGUCCUCUACAGCGAGGUCGAGCUCGGGAAGACGUCAACCGGGUUUGGUAUUAUUACCACGCCUGUUGCGCCAUAG